This is a messenger RNA of Exophiala xenobiotica, 1603 nucleotides long. Its product is annotated as pyridoxine biosynthesis protein pyroA. NCBI's taxonomy places the organism in Eukaryota, Fungi, Ascomycota, Eurotiomycetes, Chaetothyriales, Herpotrichiellaceae. Gene Ontology annotation, biological process: pyridoxal 5'-phosphate biosynthetic process; amino acid metabolic process; pyridoxine biosynthetic process. The record is from RefSeq and is a predicted model, not a curated record. Gene Ontology annotation, molecular function: amine-lyase activity. The transcript has a single exon. The coding region runs from base 321 to 1283 and encodes 320 amino acids.
CUUGUCUCAAGGCGUAUCCGGAGCUUUGAUCUAGUCCCAUUGGCCGUGAACUACUCGCAGGUGGUAUCAUUCCCGCAUAUAGCCGGUCUUGUCAUUGUGUCUUUGCUUCAAUUCCGGAUUCUUGGGUCUCGUGUCUAAUUGUCUUGGGACUUGACUUUGUAAAGUAAAGUGGUGACUCAACACUCUUUUUUUCUCCUCUCUUGUCCUUCGACCUAGUUACAGAACAACUUGUGUAAAUAAAUAUUUUCCUCCCAAACAUUUCUCUAACUCGCCACCUUUCACCCCUCGGCCUCGCCCUCGAUCCCAACUCAACCCUCAAAAUGGGCGAUAACAGCACCAUGCCGAACACCGCCACCUUGCCCGCCUCGUCGACCAGCGCAAAUGGCUCCUCCUCCUCGUCUCCUUCGUUCACCGUCAAAGCCGGCCUCGCCCAGAUGCUCAAGGGCGGCGUGAUCAUGGACGUGGUCAACGCCGAACAAGCCCGUAUCGCCGAGGAAGCAGGCGCCUGCGCCGUCAUGGCUCUCGAGCGUGUGCCCGCCGAUAUUCGCAGAGACGGCGGCGUUGCCCGCAUGUCGGACCCGCAACUUAUCAAGGAGAUUCAGGCUGCCGUCACGAUACCCGUGAUGGCCAAGGCCAGAAUCGGACAUUUCGUCGAGUGCCAGAUCCUCGAGGCGUUGGGGGUGGAUUAUAUCGAUGAAUCCGAAGUGCUCACACCGGCCGACGAUACCUUCCACGUUGAGAAGAACGAAUUCCGUGUGCCGUUCGUUUGUGGAUGCAGGAACUUGGGCGAGGCGCUGAGACGGAUAGCCGAGGGUGCGGCGAUGAUCAGGACGAAGGGAGAGGCCGGCACGGGCGAUGUCGUCGAGGCCGUUAAGCAUAUGCGUACAGUGAAGAAGGAGAUUUCAAGGGCGCAGGCGGCGCUCGCGGAGGGUGAGGGUACGCUUCGUGCAUUGGCAAGAGAGAUCGGAUGUGACCCCGUCCUGCUCAGGCAGACUGCCGAGCUGGGCCGGCUGCCCGUGGUGAAUUUCGCGGCCGGUGGGAUUGCGACGCCCGCGGAUGCGGCGUUGAUGAUGCAAUUGGGUUGUGAUGGUGUGUUUGUGGGAAGUGGGAUCUUCAAGAGUGGGAAUGCGGCGCAACGGGCAAAGGCCAUCGUCCAGGCCACGACACAUUUCAGGGAUGCGAAGGUGUUGGCCGAGUGUAGUGCUGGACUGGGUGAGGCGAUGGUCGGAAUCAACUGUGGAAGCAUGAAACAGGAGGAGAAGAUGUCUGGUCGGGGCUGGUAGACUACUAAGGUCUGAGUCUGACAGAAGUGUCUAGGGCAGCGAGCAAAGACUCGAGGCCUUACUCGAGCCCCAAGAUUUCGGAGAGUACCGAGCGUGCCAAUGGCGGAUGCAAUGGAUAACAGGGUGAAGACAAAAAGGCCCACGAGCAUGAGGAGAGUGCAAAGCAAAGGGGCAUUGCAUGGCGUCGGGCAUCUUGAGCGUAUCUCAGCUGGUGGUAGACGUCCAACCUGGUCAUUCAUGCAUAGGAAGACAAAAACUUCUAGACAAUUGUCAAGAAAAAGAGCUUGGUAAGAUGCCUCAUGUUCGUUUCUUCAUUGCGG